UGUGAUAGAAUUUAUUCUCUCUUACUCAGGAUUUACUGUAAUCUUUGUUCCACCCUGAGUUAAUCGCUCAAAGAUGGCGCAGAGCGAUUUUAGUCUUGUCCAGCGUAUAUACGAACUCGAAUCAAGUUUGUCAGAGCGCCUAAUGCGUUUAAGUUAUGGAGAUAAGGUGCAAUAUACGUACGAUCCCAUCCAGUACGCCAGUGUUCCUCACUGCAAUUACCUACACAUGUUCUGCUCUCCCAAGCCUGCUUCUCUAAUGCUGUUGGGCAUGAACCCUGGGCCGUGGGGUAUGGCUCAAACCGGGGUUCCGUUCGGCCACGUUGGCGUGGUGCGUGACUGGCUGGGAGUAACAGGAGAGGUUAGGAAGCCUUGCAACGAACAUCCUAAUCGCACAGUGCUUGGAUUCUCCUGCCACCGAAGUGAGGUUAGCGGUGGUCGACUCUGGUCUUUGUUAAAGUUGCUUUGCUGUAACAAUCCAAGCGUUCUUGCGAAAUCAAUUUUCCUCCAUAACUACUGCCCUCUCCUCUACCUUACCUCCACCGGGACCAACGUUACUCCCGCAGACCUCAAGGCUGCUUAUCGCCGCCCCCUGGAGUCUCUGUGUGACGCGUCGCUGCACGAUGUCGUGUCUCUGCUCGGCGUGACGGACAUCUUGGCUGUGGGCAACUACGCUUGCAACGGCGCCCGUCGAGCGGUGGCUCAGCUUCCUGUGAAGGUGCACAAACUGAUGCAUCCCAGUCCCCGCAACCCGCUGGCCAACAUCGACUGGGAGAGCGCGGCGCUGCAGCAGCUUCGUCAGGCCGGUCUACUUGACCGCUUCCCGUACAACGGAGGUUCCUCCAACAUCUCGUGAUCUUGGAGGAAAAGCAGUUGAACGUCUACUCGUUCCCUACCUGCUAGCAAAUUAGUUGCAACGAUGGCUU
This is a messenger RNA of Hyalella azteca, 923 nucleotides long. RefSeq names its product single-strand selective monofunctional uracil-DNA glycosylase-like (gene Smug). Gene Ontology annotation, molecular function: single-strand selective uracil DNA N-glycosylase activity; oxidized pyrimidine nucleobase lesion DNA N-glycosylase activity. NCBI's taxonomy places the organism in Eukaryota, Metazoa, Arthropoda, Malacostraca, Amphipoda, Hyalellidae. The record is from RefSeq and is a predicted model, not a curated record. Gene Ontology annotation, biological process: base-excision repair. Bases 74 to 853 code for a protein of 259 amino acids. The transcript has 6 exons.